AUGCGGUUCAACCCAGAGAAAUGCACGUUCGGAGUCCGAGCAGGGAAAUUCCUCGGUUUCUACCUCACGGAACGAGGGAUCGAAGCCAACCCCGACAAGUGCAGGGCGUUCACCACAUUCCCAACACCCGACUCGAAGAAGUCCGUCCAAUCCCUUAACGGCAUGCUCACAUCCUUGUCCCGCUUCGUGGCCAAAUCCGCCCAGCAUGCGCUCCCCCUCUUUAGACUACUCCGCAAGGAAUCCGUCUUCGAGUGGACCGCAGAGUGCGAACAAGCUCUCCAACACCUCAAGAAAGCACUUUCCGAACCUCCGGUCCUCUCGCGACCCGAAGCCGAUGAAACCCUAUAUGUCUACCUCGCCGUGAGCACCGAAGCAGUAAGUGCCGCGCUAAUACGAGAAACGCUCGAAGGACAAAAACCCGUAUACUUCACAAGCAAAGCACUACAGGGCCCUGAAGUCAGAUAUCAGCAGAUCAAGAAAGUCGCCCUCGCCCUCCUGAUAGCGGCCAAGCGAUUAAGACAAUACUUCCUAGCACAUACCAUAGUAGUGCGGACCGACCAGCCAAUCAAAGCCCUGCUCGCCCGGCCCGAUAUGGCAGGACGAAUGCUAAAAUGGUCGAUCGAACUCUCCGAAUUCGACAUUCGGUACGAGAGUAGAAAGGCACUCAAAGCACAAGUCCUCGCCGAUUUCGUCGCCGAAAUGACCCCGUCGACGGCUCCCAGCAGCGAAGCUGACAAAUGGACUAUCUUCGUCGACGGUGCCUCUAACGCGACCGGCGCAGGCGCCGGAAUCAUCCUCGAGAACGGCGCCGGAACGAUAAUUGAGGUCUCCCUCACCCUGUCCUUCCCAACGACGAAUAACCAAGCGGAAUACGAAGCUUUCCUCGCCGGCCUGCGUCUGGCAAAGGACGUGGGCGCCAGAGAAAUAAAAAUAUUCACGGACUCCCAACUUGUGGCCUCCCAGGUCCUCGGAGAGUACCAGGCUAAAAACGAUAACCUCCAAGAAUACCUCCGCCUAGUACAAGAGAUGGUCGCGAUGUUCGACUCUGUCAACAUCAAACACGUCCCCCGCGGCGACAACACGCGAGCAGACAUCCUCUCCAAGCUAGCCAGCACGAAGAAAAAGAAAGGAGGAAAUAAAUCCGUCAUUCAGGAAAUACUCCCUCACCCGAGCAUAAAAGGGCGUGCACCCUCGACUCUGACGGUCAUGGACAUUAACGUCUAUUCCAUCAAAGAUGGAACCUCCUGGAUGACAAAGUACUACGACUACCUAGCCCACGGACACCUCCCCAAAGACGAGAAGGAGGCGAAAACGAUCCAACGAAAAGCCUCUUCCUACUGCCUCAUGCACGACAAACUGUAUAGGAGAGGGAUCUCCAACCCCCUCCUUAGGUGCAUAGACGAAGGCGACGUCGAUUACAUCCUGCGUGAGGUACACGAGGGCAUCAACGGCCAACAUCCCGGCGGAAGAUCCCUCGCCAGGAAAGUACUCCGAGCAGGAUACUACUGGCCGACUAUGCAGGAGGACGCGAAGGAGCAUGUCAAGAAAUGCGACAGUUGCCAGCGACACGCAGACAUGAUCCUAGCUCCCCUAAAAGAGCUCAACACUUUAUCCUCGCCCUGA
Trifolium pratense (red clover) is the source of this 1623-nucleotide messenger RNA. RefSeq lists its product as uncharacterized. NCBI's taxonomy places the organism in Eukaryota, Viridiplantae, Streptophyta, Magnoliopsida, Fabales, Fabaceae. The transcript has a single exon. Gene Ontology annotation, molecular function: nucleic acid binding; RNA-DNA hybrid ribonuclease activity. The record is from RefSeq and is a predicted model, not a curated record. Bases 1 to 1623 code for a protein of 540 amino acids.